AUGGCCACCUCACCAAACACCAGCUACACUACUCCGACACGGCCGUCAGCUGGAGGAAGCGGUGGAGGUGGAGGAUACAACGAUCGGACUAGCUUUGGAACACCUGGUGGUGGUGGCGCUACUCCUGGAUCUGCCUCUUCAACAGCCUCGAACACUACACCGCGCGCCGAUCGUGGUCCAACGCUCCCACAGUUCAAUCUUACCCGGACCACCAGUGCCAACGGAAGUCUAAACGGACCAGGAACAGGUAACAGCAGCUUCAACAAUGCAAUAGCGUCCCUGGUGGACCUAUCGCCUGGUGGACCAUCAUCGUCAGCAGGAGGAGGACUUGGUGCAGGACAGCGGACACCGAAUGCGUUGACGAGAAAAGCACAUGCCACUCCAGGAAACAACGCGCAUUCUUCGUUUAAUCAAAAUAUGCGCGUGAUCCCAUCGCCUUUUGCAAAGUCGCCGGCGAGUUGGCUUGAUAUCUCGUUGCCAUCGCCAGUCAAAGGUUACGGAAGUGCUGCCUCUACGUCAAGUGCGUUUGCCGCAGGAGGCCCCUUCACAGCGAUCAGUGCUCCUGGAACAGGAAGCGGGAUACGGUCAAUCUUUGGCUCUGGCCUGUCAACUAUACCGGGCUCUGGGAGAAGCGAUAUACCACUAUCUGCUGAUCGACAUGGAGACUAUGGAGUGUUCGAUGCCGAUGGCCACACAAGCGCGGUCGACUUCUUUGCACCUGAAGAGACGAAUCGGUCUCGGUAUUUGGAUCGGGACCAGGAUCGGGAACUGGAUACGGUUGGCAGUAUGCGGGCUUGGCGGACAGAUGCUAUGCACCAACAUAUGUACAGAACUGCAGCCUAUUGGGGAGACAAAGUCCUCAGCAUUACUGUGUAUUAUUUGAUGGGAGAGUAUGGCCGCGCGAUCAACCUCUUGAAGAAGCAGAACUUGGUCGAGUCGUCCGUCGCGUGUCGAUUCCUGGCGGUGCAAUGCUUGAUUCGAACGCAAACGUGGCAGGAAGCAUUGGAAUAUUUGGGAGAAGAGAACCAGUUUUUGAUCAAGAGCGAGGUUUCUGACAGCCAACAAUCCAACAGCGGCGAAGGAGGAAUCAAACUGGAGGCGUCGAUGUGCUUUUUGAGAGGUAUCGUGUUCAAGAAUCUGCACAACAUCGAUGUGGCAAAGCAGUGUUUCAAGGAAGCGCUCAGGAUUGAUGUCAAGUGCUACGAUGCCCUCGAUAUCAUGAUCUCCAACAACAUGCUGACGACCAGUGAAGAGCAGGAACUCAUCAAUGGACUUGAAUUCAGCAAACAGCUUCAUGGACAGGAUGCAGACUUUGUCAAGAUGCUAUACCAAUCAAAGAUGAAAAAGGCAAAGCAGGAGGAGAUAUACACGACAUUGGCGGCCAAGUUCCAGACAGAGAAUGCGGAUUUGCUUCACGCCAAGGCAGAUGUUUACUUUACCCAGGGUCGCUUCGAAAAGUGCCUCGAGUGCACCAAAAGGAUUUUGGAAAUGGACAAGUUCAACUUGGCGUGUAUACCCAUGCAUCUGGUGUCCCUGUACGAACUAGAUCACAAGAACGAACUCUUCUUGAUUGGCCAUGAGCUGGUGGAUCAACACCCAAAGGAGGCGGUGACAUGGUUUGCGGUUGGGGUGUACUAUUACUUGAUUGGAAACAUCCCGGAGGCCAGGCGGUACUUUAUCAAGGCUUCAACGAUCGAUUCACAUUAUGGACCGGCCUGGAUUGGCUUUGGGCAUACUUUUGCGCUGGAGGGUGAGCAUGAAAAAGCCAUCUCUGCAUACGGAACGAGUACCAGGCUCUUUCAAGGGCAAGUGCUAUCAAUUGUUGCUUCGCCGUCGAAACACUUGCAGCAAAACAAUGCGGCACUGGCAGAAAAGUAUUUUGACGCGUGUCUGACGAUCUGUGACUCUGACCCGUUACUGUUGAACGAGAUGGGGGUGAUGUAUUACCAGCUGGGACGGUACGAUGAAGCGAUUACUUCUCUCCACAAGGUUGUCAAGAAGCUGGAGCACUCUCAGCGCAAGAAUGUCAUCUGGGAAACCACUUGGCUCAACCUUGCCCACGCCUACCGGAAACAAGGAAAUUACAAGGAAGCGGAGAUAUACUUCCUCAAGGUUGACAGUAUAGCAAAACCAGGACCGACUCGGGCAUCAGCAUUAGUAGGACUUGGAUUCAUCUACCAGAUCAUGGGUGAAACCAACGAUGCGAUGGAGGCGUACCACAAGGCGUUGUCGAUUCGACCGGGCGAUCAGACAGCGACGGAUAUGCUGCAGCGGAUUAUGGAGGAGAAGGUGCGCGACUAUGAGAUGCAGUGGAUGAGGGAUGCGUUGCCCGAGGAGAUGAUGGAUGAUGAUGGCGUUGAGCGGUCUAUUAGGGCUCUUGAGGAGCAUCGUGCGUCGACUGCUCGUGCUUUGGCUGCUCUUGGGAGUGAGUCUGGGUCUGGCCUUGAUGGAAGUGGAGGAGGCGCGGCGGGGAUUGAAGGGACGGGGAGGCGGAAAGGGACGGUGAGUGGUCUUGGUGAUAGCGGAGGGGGAGGUGGUGGUGGUAGUAGUCGUGGCAAGGCCAAGAAGGUGAAUGACUCUGAGGACUAA
This is a messenger RNA of Linnemannia hyalina, 2589 nucleotides long. The record is from the annotation of a GenBank genome assembly. Lineage: Eukaryota; Fungi; Mortierellomycota; Mortierellomycetes; Mortierellales; Mortierellaceae.